UUAGCACAUGAAGAAGACGGAAAACCAGCGGCGGAGUUAGCAAAAUCUCAGACGGAGUUUCCGAAGAAACCCCUGAAAAACCUCCAACCUCACCGUAUAUUCCAUCCCCCCACACCCACCCUUAGAUCCUAAUCCGACGCUCCAUCUCUCUCUCUCUCUUCUCUCUCUCUCUCUCUCUCUCUCUCUUCAGUACACACACACCUCCAUCCCACUCACUCUCCACCAUUUCCAAAGAAAAAAAUUAUUUAAAAGAAAUUCCUUCACAACCAUUUACGCAUUGAUAUAAGCUUUCAGAUCUCCAUCGCCGGAAAACGCCAUCGAUUGAAAUGGCGUCGUUAGCACUCACUUCUUCCCUCAACCUCCGCUGCCGCCCCCUCUCCACCCCAAAUUUCCGGCCACUCGCCGCCCCCAAAUCCCUCCGCCUCACUCCUAGAUUCAAAUCUCCCAUCAAGAGCAGCGUCACCAAUUCCAACGAUCCACUCGGCGAAGAUCAAUUCCAAUUCCAAUUCACCGAACCCAAACCCUCCGUCUUCCUUCCCGCCCCGAAGCGAGCAGCCACAAAAGUCGCCUCCGCCUCCUCCUCGCCGGCUGUAUCUCCGCCUCCCCCACAGCCAUGGCAGGGGGCCGCGAUCAAGCCGCUCGUAGCUUCCAUCGCAGUCGGAGUUAUUCUCUGGUUUAUCCCAGCACCUAACGGCGUCUCCCGCAUCGCGUGGCAACUGCUCUCGAUUUUCUUAGCAACCAUAGUCGGAAUCAUCACCCAACCCUUGCCCUUGGGCGCCGUCGCAUUGAUGGGCCUCGGCGCGUGUGUCCUAACCAAAACCCUUACAUUUGCAGCUGCAUUCUCCGCCUUCGGAGAUCCGAUUCCAUGGUUGAUUGCACUUGCAUUCUUCUUCGCUCGAGGGUUUAUCAAAACCGGAUUAGGGAACCGAAUCGCCUAUCAGUUCGUCUCCUUAUUCGGGAGCUCGUCUCUAGGGUUAGGAUACAGUUUGGUUUUCAGUGAAGCCCUAUUAGCCCCCGCGAUUCCCUCGGUUUCCGCACGAGCCGGUGGGAUUUUCUUGCCGUUGGUUAAAUCGCUCUGUGUGGCUUGCGGUAGUAAUGUGGGUGAUGGAACAGAGGAGAAAUUGGGUUCGUGGCUGAUGCUUACGUGUUUCCAAACGUCUGUUAUUUCGUCUUCGAUGUUUUUGACGGCUAUGGCUGCCAAUCCGUUGGCUGCUAACUUAACCGCGAGUACCAUAAAUAUGACCAUUGGAUGGAUGGAUUGGGCUAAGGCUGCGAUCGUGCCUGGAUUGGUGUCGUUGAUUGUUGUGCCGUUGUUGUUGUAUAUAAUCUAUCCGCCGACAGUUAAGAGUAGCCCCGAUGCCCCUAAGCUUGCUAAGGAGAAGCUGGCGAAGAUGGGGCCCAUGUCGAAGAAUGAAAUCAUUAUGGCAGGAACUUUGCUUCUCACGGUCGGGCUCUGGAUUUUCGGAAGCGCCUUGAGUGUGGACGCAGUCACGGCAGCAAUUCUCGGUUUAUCGGUCCUACUUAUAACUGGGGUCGUCACUUGGAAGGAAUGCCUAGCUGAAUCAGUUGCUUGGGACACUCUUACUUGGUUUGCUGCACUCAUUGCAAUGGCUGGUUAUCUUAAUAAAUACGGUCUCAUUACCUGGUUCAGCCAGAGUGUUGUUAAGUUUGUGGGUGGAUUAGGUCUUUCAUGGCAGCUAUCUUUCGGCAUUCUCGUUCUUCUCUACUUCUAUUCCCACUAUUUCUUCGCCAGCGGAGCAGCUCACAUCGGCGCUAUGUUCACAGCAUUCUUAUCUGUAGCCAGUGCUUUAGGCACACCACCGUACCUCGGUGCAGUGGUCCUAGCCUUCCUUUCCAAUCUCAUGGGCGGAAUUACCCAUUACGGGAUUGGAUCUGCACCCGUUUUUUACGGUGCGGGUUAUGUUCCUCUCGCUAAAUGGUGGGGCUACGGGUUUUUGAUCUCCAUCGUCAAUCUUGUGAUCUGGCUUGGAGUCGGAGGUGCGUGGUGGAAGUUCCUCGGCUUAUGGUAGACCUGCGCACGGGGGAUUCAUUUGCUCUCGUAGAAUUUUAUGUCCGUUUCUGCAUAAUUUGCACCAUAUUCGGUUCCUCCUUUUCGAGAUCUUUCGAACCUUUUAUAAUGGAACCGAGAUUUUAGUAGCUUUGCCGGAGAGGGUCUUAGCUAGAUUUUUUUAUUUAUCGCCGUAUUUUGAGUUAAAUUUUUCAUUUCGAUUUACGCAAUCUAUGUGAUAUUAAA
Erythranthe guttata (spotted monkey flower) is the source of this 2254-nucleotide messenger RNA. RefSeq names its product dicarboxylate transporter 1, chloroplastic. The record is from RefSeq and is a predicted model, not a curated record. Gene Ontology annotation, biological process: transmembrane transport. Gene Ontology annotation, molecular function: transmembrane transporter activity. Gene Ontology annotation, cellular component: membrane. Lineage: Eukaryota; Viridiplantae; Streptophyta; Magnoliopsida; Lamiales; Phrymaceae.